Messenger RNA from Prorocentrum cordatum, 4538 nucleotides. Lineage: Eukaryota; Dinophyceae; Prorocentrales; Prorocentraceae. The record is from the annotation of a GenBank genome assembly.
AUGCCGCACACGCGAUCCCCGGCGGCCUCGUACAUCCGCACCUGCCGAGGGCUGCAGCGCGCAGCAUGCCGCCACGUCCUUCGUCUUCAUAUUCUCGUCCCUGGCGACGCGGUGGCACGCUCGGCUGAUGGCGAUCCCGUCCACGCUGAGCUAACACACCAACGUCACAUGCCGAACGAGCUGCUCCCGCUCAACCCGCUGGGCGUCAGCAGCAGCCACGAGCUCCAGGAGCAGUCCUACGACACGGAGCUGGUCCUCUUCCUCCGUCUGCACGUGAAGCUCACCUUGCCGCUGAGCCCGAUGCCGAUGGUGCCGCUGACGAUCUUCUGCAUGACCCACGCCACGUUCCUGGAGCCGCCCUUGGCCGUGCUCCCCGUGGCGAUGCCGCGCCUGAAGCUCUACGCAAUGGUGCUGGACCGCUUCCACAACACGUUCUUCAGCAUGGAGCUGGGCCUCUUCCUCGGCGGGGCUCUGGCGCUCGUGAACCUGCUUUGCAUGCCACUGCCGCCGGUGGUGUCCGUCCUCGUGACACUGGUGAUGCUCUCGAUGCUCUUCGGCAAUUUUGCGCAUGCCGCUGCCAAUGGUAGCGCCUGUCUUCGUGAUGUACCUGUCCUGCGUGCCGCUGCCGCUGACGCUACUCCAGAACAGGCCGUUCAUCCGCUGUUCGACGCGUGGUUCGACCUUGUGUUCGACGCCUCCCUGUCCUCGGAGUGCGACCAGACCGUCGAGGAUACCGCUGCACAUGAUGAUGCUGCCGCCGGUGGCGAACCAGUCCACGACGACGCCGCCGAGCGUGGCGAACAACCUGUUCUCGCAGCACAGCCUGUCGCCCUGCCGAUCCUGAUGCUGCCGCGCGCGGCACUCGACCCCUACGCGAUGCACAUGCCGAUGCUGCCGCUGGUGGUGUACCCGGGCACGUUGACGCUGCCGCUGGUGCCGACGAACUGGUGCGCCGAGCUGCUGGGCCUCAUCCUGGAGCGCCACGGGGCGCUCGAGUGCAUGAUGUUGCCGCUGCCGCUGCCGCUGCUGUCACGCGACGCCAACGCGAAGUCCCUCUUCCCGCAGCCGCUGGUGAUGACGAACACGAGUGGGGAACUCGUUGGGACUACGAGCGCAAGUAAUGGCACGGAUCGGCUGACGCUACCCAUCCCGCACAACCCGAAGAAGCUCUGCAUGAUGCUGCACGCGAUGUUCUGCCGCCUGGAGUGGCUGCCGCUGCUCGUGACGCCCCUGAGGUGGUCGCGGGCGGCGCAGCUGGCGGCUCUGGCGGCAAGCCCUGGCCCCGCGGGGGCGGCGCGCCAGGCUCGGCGCCGUCGGACAAGGGCCCAGCUGGCGCAGCUGCAGGACGCCGAGGCCGCGGGCCAGGUCGCGGCGCGCGCCAGCAAUUUCGACUCCGCUCGCAAGUUCGCGAGGGGCGAGGUUGCCGGGCUCCUUGACAAGCGUCGCCAGGUCAAUUCCAGCAGCCGACAGCAGCUCACGCUACACCAGGAGUUCUCGGAGGCCCAGCCUGCGGUGGGCGGGCUCAGAGACAAUAGCAAUAGGAAGCAGAAUAAGCAGGGGGGCCUGGGGAAGCUCAUGGCGAAGUUUGAGCAGGACGUGGUUGCCAUCGAUGAUGCGAUGUCCGAGGCAGAACCCAGGCUCCAGGACCUUCAGAAGCAAGCUCUGGAGACCCUCGCCAAGGCCAGUGGAUCGGCCAGCCAGACAUCUGGGUCUCCUGCAUGGUUCGAGCUCGACCCCGAGGCGGCCAAGGCCAAGGGUGAUGAGUUCCAGAAGUGGCACGCCUCUCUCAGAGAAGAUGGUCAAGCCCAGGGCCACGGGGACAUGCCCGCAGGCGACCACGACGUCGACGUGGAUGCGCUGGUCAGCGAGGACUACGUCGCCAAGGCGGCGGCCUUCCGCCGGGCCACCGACGAGCUGCGGACAGCCAGUCCAGAGCAGCAGGAGGCCUGCAAGCACAAGAUCGCAGGGUCAAGUGCCCGCAUCGCGUGCGCGCUGCUGCCGGCAGGAGGGGCGGAGCCGCGUUGGCUCAACUGCGUCAACGUCGGCAUCCCAACGCCAGGCGUCGACGGUUGCUGCACGGGCUACCGCAGUAUUCGGGGCAUUGUUCUAGCUAGCGGCGAUGACCUCGACGUGCCGUGCGUCAAUAUCGGCAACGCCGCCAAAGAAGCUUCGUCUUUGGCCUUUAAAGCUGAACUCCAGGACUGGCGAGACUGGGCGCAGGCUUCAGUCGAGCACGGGGGCCGCGAGGUUAUCGGUGAGCCCCCGGCGGGCGUCUUGGCUGCGUGGGCUUCGCAGGGCUGGGGCCUCCACUGGGACUGCACGUCGUGCUGGUCCACAGGCCAGUGCACUGUGGGGCUGCGCGAAUGCGAGAUCAGCUGGUUUCAGCGCCCCGCCGAUGGCAUGCUGUCUGGUAAUCUUUUCGCUGAUGGGUCAGCGCUGCACCCUGCUGAUGCGACGCUCAGGCGCACGAGCUGGGCCAUCGCGAUGGCACGCGACCUCGGGCGCGCCAUCGCGGCGGCCUUCGGGCCCGUGCCCUGGGGCGCUGCCCCCCUCCAAUUCGCGAGACGUGGGGAGGGCAAUGCUACGCGUGCGCUGCCUCUUGUUGCUCUGGGGGUCGAGGCCGCGUGGCCCGGCUGCGCAAGCGCCGUAGGGGCCGCCCUCACGAGAGCGAGGUCUCUGUCAGCCCUGCGCGGUCAGGCACGCGCGCGGGGCAGGUUCCACGCGGCGUUUGGCGGCAGCGCCCUCGCGCAUAUGACCAAGGACCUCUGCUCGGAGGCCGAUGCGUGGAUGGUGUCGCGCCACUUUCUGGGAACGCCGAGCCACCGCAUCGGCCGACCUCUCUUCUCAGAAAGGUUGAUCUGCUACCUGGCCUGCGGAGCCUUCGCUUGGGGUGCAGUGCGGUCGUUCUCCCAAGGUCGGCUCCUGGCGCACUACGGCCUCAAUGGCGACGCCCUCCCGUUCUGGGAGGCCCAGGCUCGCGCCGACCGGGUCGGCAGCGGGGCGUGCGACUUUGAGCGCUCCUAUGGCUUCCCGCCCCAGCUGCGCGCGACCGAAGCGUGGCCAGGCGGAGGACUGGCCUGCCGCGCGGUGGGCCUGCGCGGGGCCGGCUCCCGGGCCGAGCUUGCCUGCUGCCUGGCCGCCGCGGAGGCGGCCGCGCGCCGCGGGCCGGCCGCGGGGCGCCCAGGCCGCAGGUGCCGCGCCGCUGCGGCGGCGCCCGCGGCGGCGGCGCCGCGGCGGUGCCCUUCGAGUCCGGGCGCGCUGGCGGGCAGGGUGUCGGCCCUCCGCGCCGCGGGCCCGCAGACGGCCUGCAAGAAGCGCCCGGCGGCCGCGGCCGCGCCCGCGCCCGCGCGGAAGCGCCCAGCGUGCGCGGCGCCCGCCGCAGCGGGGGCGCGCCCGCGGGAGGCGCCGGGGCCGCAGGAGCUGGCGGCGGCCGCCAGCGGCGCGCCGCGGCGGCGCCCGGCGGUCGCCAGCGCGCAGGCAUGCGCGACGCCCGCCGUCGAGGGUUGCCAGCCAGAGCACCCGGCGUCGCAGAAGCUCAUGGCCUUCCGUAAGCGCCACCUCAGGGCGGAGUGCCGCCGGCGCGGGCUCGACGACGAGGGCCGCAAGGAGGUGCUGGUGGCCGCGCUGUGCUGGUCGGACGACGCCGCCUGCUCCCCAGGCUCCUCGUCCACGGAGCUGCUGCCGCAGUCGCCCUGCGGGCAGCUGUCCGUGGCCUCGCCGCGGCCGCCCUCCGCGCCGGCCCCAGCCCCAGGCCAGACGCCGCGGCCGCGCUGCGCUCCGGCCCCGCCCCUGGGCCAGCUGACGCCUCCCAGGCCGCCCUCGCAGGUGUGCAGGCCCCGCGCGGCGGCCGCCGUGGUGCUCGCCGGGGCCCUCCCCCCCGCAGCAGCUCCCGCGGGUCGCGGCGGCCCUGCGGCCGCCCGCGCGGAGGCCGAGGACGGUGUGGCGGGGCAGCGGCCGCGCGCGUGCGGCAGCUGCCGAGGCAGGAGCAGGAGCCGGAGCCCCAGGCGUGUGGCCAUGGCCUGCAACGGCACCAUCCUGAGCGGCAAGAACAAGGGCAACGCCUGCCACGCGAAGCAGGCCCGCUUGGCGCGGCCCCCUGGCGCGCAGUUCUACUACUGCCCUGGGCACACUCGGAAUUGGCAGCGCUUCGAGCCUGCGGCCGCGCUGUCCGGAUGGGAGGAGAGGCUGGCUAAGCGGGCAGAAGCUGUGAGCCUGAGACGUUGAGACGAGGUGCGUAGCGGGUAGAGGCUGGCCAGGGUUGUUCGUCACGCUUCUUUCCUGUUCGGGCGAGGAGGGGGGCGAGGAAAAGAUGUACGUUUACGCAUUGUUCUGUUCUUCGAGAACCACCCUUCUCCUCGAUCAUCCACGCCUUAAGAGCAUGAAUUCGAACCCAUGCGCGCUGCUCCCGCCCACGCUCGGUGACGGCCAGCAGGGGUCUGGCCGCGGGCAACCAGCUGGAGGCUGCCAGGGGCCUGUAGGGCCCGAGGCUGACACGGGGACAGCCUUGCCCGAUGGCGCGGCGGCGGUGGCGCUCGGAA